Musca domestica (house fly) is the source of this 1705-nucleotide messenger RNA. RefSeq lists its product as uncharacterized. The transcript has 3 exons. The record is from RefSeq and is a predicted model, not a curated record. Bases 204 to 1622 code for a protein of 472 amino acids. Lineage: Eukaryota; Metazoa; Arthropoda; Insecta; Diptera; Muscidae.
CUUUUGUCUGUCUUCAGAUGGAAGUGUUGGAGUCGGCAAACGAUAUGUGUUGUGCCGUCUCACCCAACAUUUCCAGUGUAGUUGCUGUCGAAGGCAGUUCACCCCGUAACGUUGUUGCAACCACCGUUGGCCAAAAAAAUAUACGGAACUGUGUUUAACAAUUGACUUGUCUCAAACGAAAAAAAGUUGUGUCUUACCCAAAAAUGUAUUUCCUUCCCACCAAAGAACUAAGAAUUUUCCGACGAAUAAAAUCCUACAGCGGCUAUUUGAAAUCCAAUUCAAAACUUGUUAUUUUAUUAUUUGUCUUGUUCGAAGUGGUCUCAUCACAACCGUACCGCAACACACAACGCUGCUCAAAUCGCUUGGAGAAUGCCCUGGAACACAUGAGAAGACGAAGUUUCCAGACGAAGUCCGCUCGUUCUUACACUCCCUUGCAAUCACCCUAUGCUCUGUAUCAUUCCCUCUAUGGCCCGGCAGAUGAAAAUAUCGACGAUGAUUUUUAUCAUCCCCAACCGAAUCGUGGUUAUUACGCCAAAAAUAUUAAUCGAAAUUAUGGACCAAAUUCAAGAUUAGAUUUUGAUGCGGCCCUAUCCUCGUAUCAACAUACCCAACCACCACCACCACCGUCGUCGAUAUAUCAGAAAUAUCAAAGCCAAAGGCAGCCACAUAAAUUGCAAGUAUCGCGAGUGGAAGUUGAAGACUUACGCGUUCGAUUGCCACCGGAGGCAAGUGCAAGAUGGGUGGAAAUUGACAAGUGCAAGUUCAUUUCGGAGAACUCAACACUGGAUACACGUUUAAUAUUUCCCGAUUUGACUUUGAGCGGCAGAAUCGUGUUGCAGCCGACGGGUGGAAAAUGUAAUAUGAUAUUGCGUUUGAGACAUGCUGGCAUAGAAUUUCACACGGUACCCAUUGGAUUCGAGAAGAUCAGUGGUGAGGAGUCCCGACGAAUUGGUGCGGCAUCUGUUAGGACAGAUUCACAUUUUGCAGAGCCGGGAUUUAUAUCGGUCUUUGCCCAUGGCUGCCAAGGACCAACCGGAAUAAAAUUACGGCAAAAUUCAAAACGUCGCUACAGUUUCGUCAACGAAGAACCUAACGAGGGCCACAAACCUCCAACUUCCCAACUGACACCGGAUGUUAUAUUCGACAUACGAAGUGAAGGCUAUAUACCGCCCAAUAUGCGCGACGAAGAUCUGGCAUGGACUGAUGCCAAUUCCCAGGAACUGCUCGACCCCAAUGGCGAUAAUUUUUAUCGCCGACAAUUUCGUAAAAAGCGCAGCACUUACUAUAGACAACGCCAAGUUAGACACAUGGCAACGGACCGUUUGAACGACGAAGUUAACUUUGACGAUGACAUCUUGAGAUUUUCAGAUGAUAACGUUCAGGACUUGCUGCAACCGGAUGCCCGGGCAUUUGCUGAUAUAUUUUCCAACAACAAUCGUGGCGGUGGUGACAACAUGUUUGGAGAUCGCGACGAUAUCAAUGAUGCGUUCCGAGAUGAAUUGGAAAAGUUAUUCUCGAUGGGAGUGCGCAGUCUUUUGACCACAUACAUGCAGAGGGCCCUUCAGCCGGCCAUCAAAGAAACUCUAAUGGAAAACAUGGGCUAUACGAUAAGUUAUGGCUAAUAACCAUUGCCAAUGUAUUGCUUAGAUAGAAUAUUUUAUAUGUUUGUUUUUUUUUUCACCCGAGGUUUAAGUAAAUUAUUGAA